CAAAGUCCUAAUUUCGAUCCAAAUGUGCCAAAACCACAGGCUCUAAAUUCGCAAUCAAAUACGGAAUUUUCUUUGUAAGAAUAAUUGCGUAUAUAUCAAACAAAUUACUAAAAACAAAUGUAAAGGAGAAACUGAUCAAGCUCGUUUACAAAACCAUCAACAUUCUACAAAAAGCAAAGAGAAUAUGUACAGAUCUGCGAGCUGGAACCGUGCCACGGAAGACUACUCGUCCGCACCGCCCAAAGGGUUGUGGAUGGGCUCCAUGAUCGGUCCCCUCGAUGAAGACGAGCCACCUUCCUACAAUAAUCCACCAGCAGAUGAGAUGGUUAAGAAGGAGAAGUCACCUGCCAAGUUCGCAGAAAAGGCUAUUCACAUCAUUCCUUUUGUUCUUCUUGCAUGUGCUCUCGUCCUUUGGCUCUUCUCAAAUCCAGAUGUGGUGGAUGUUGGGAUGAGAGAGGAAUCUAUUGCGGCUAGGAUUGAAGGACUGACGAUAGAAGGAGACAUCGACAAUGAUAGUGAUGGAACUCAGACUGGUUUCUUGGGUGCAACGUUAGAGCUCAAUGGUGAUUCGGACAAAACAAAUUAUGCUGAUCGGAACAGACGAGCUUCAAGGAAACUGAUUAAAGGCUUCUACUAG
Molecule: messenger RNA, 637 nt
Organism: Eruca vesicaria subsp. sativa (arugula)
Lineage: Eukaryota; Viridiplantae; Streptophyta; Magnoliopsida; Brassicales; Brassicaceae
Source: the annotation of a GenBank genome assembly